AGGGGGAUACUCCAUCGAUAUCGAGACGAGAUUUUGUAGAUUCUCCGUCGCGAGUGACACCUGGAAACGUUGUGUUCGAUCGGAAAAAAGUGUCUGGGCGUGAAGUUUUUCCCGAUCAGUUGGAUAUAACUAGGAUUUUGAAUAGGAUUCGGGAAUUCUUUCCGCGUUUGGGCCGGACGCGAAUGGUGCGCGUUCCUCUGGCCAGCAGAAAGUAGCAAUCGCACCAUCAGGAGAAAACGAGCAGUGUAGUGUUUCUUUUUAUCGCAUUCCGAGUGGUCGUUUUUGAGUGAUUACGCUGCUGGCUGUUUUUAUUGGUUGAAGUAAGGAUAAACAGUCGAGAUCCAGGAUUUUACUUCUUCCAAUAGGCACCGUAACACGAAACGCUUGGCAUUCGGAUAAAAUCGGGUUGCAAGGAAAAUAACUAUCAUCGCAUAUCCAACUUCUGCACCACCAUUGUCAGCAGGAAGCUGGUCUUCGAGUACUCUGCACAACAGCGGGAAACAGAAUCAUAACUCCGUUAGGAAUCAAAGGGCAUGUUUUCCACUUUCAUUGGACUAAUUGGACAAUCAGACCAAUCAUCCUCAUCCGGACAAGAACGAAGCGACCUCCUCACAGACCCUUCCGGGAUUGUAUCAAGACUUGCUUCGGGGAAUUGAUUUUUGCUAUCAAGACAUCACCAACCGUUGACAGCUACAACCACCAGAACAACUCAUUGAUAUCUACACUCUGUACCUGUACAUUCUGAGUGCCGAGGAAGGAGGAACUGAUCAGAGAACUUAUUCAUGAAUUUUAUAGAUAUCCAAUCAUGGUGAGAGGUGCCCUGCAUUGCACACUUCUGUUCGCUGUUUAGUAGCUCCUUCCAGCUGCCGGAUUUCGACAUCGAGGAUCUCGAGGAAGCCCUGCUGACCGAUGCCGACGUCGAGAGUGAGGUCGAUUUGAAAAUCUACAACGCACGUCUGCUAUCGGACCUCAUAGUUGCGUUACUCAAGGGUUGCGACGCACUUAGCCAGAUCGUAGAGCACAUCAGUCCGAGUAACUAUCAGAUGUUCCUGAGACGAUUGUUCCGUCAAAAAUGUCAGGAAUAUAAUAUCGACAACCCAUUCAACACCGACACCGACUUCGAGAAACUUCCUCUGCGUACCAAGAUCUUAAUUUUGAAAUAUCUGUGCGACUUUCGCUUGGAUUCCGCUGACGUUUAUAACAGUUUUGCAAAUCUGCAAGCGGACAGUUUGCGUGUCGAACCACUUGGCUACGAUAGCAAAGGAUCUGCUUAUUGGUACUUCUUCGGCACUCGGCUCUACCGGGAGGACUACGAAACCCCAUCAGGCAAGGGUAACAAGUCGUCCAAGCGAUCAGUUUGGCAAGUCAUUUGCUUCACCGAGGAGGACUGGAGAAAUCUAGCUGGCAAGUUCCAAAACUCUAAGAACGAGAACGUUAUUGCCCUUCAUCAACAGUUGGAGGAGAAUUUUUUGCCAAACAUUCCGAAAAUCUUCCGCGAUAAGGAGCGUGAACGCAGAAACAAGCUUCUGGAGCGUCGAACAUCCUCUCGCAUAAAGCUCUGCGAGGAACGUCGUCUGGCUGAUCUAUAUCGUCAGCAAGAGAUCGAACAGCAACAAACACAAAAAGCUCUUCGCAAGAAAAAACGCGCGCUGGAGGUAGACGUUAGUGUUACCCAGACAAAACCAGCGAGCCUUCCCGAAGAAAGAGCCAAACGUGCCGAACGACGGUUAGCAGCCAGAGAUAUUAAGCUAUUCUAAGCAAGCAAGCAAGCAAACAAGAAAAAACGCAAGAGAAGAGCAAAUAGACAACACAAAGUAGCAAAAUAUCAACCGGCAAUCAAUCGUACAACAUCCAGCUCUCCGUAGAUCUCUCUGUGUAUCUUUCGUUAAGCACCAAAGCAAUGCAGAAUUUGACUUUCCAAAGCAAAUACCAAGUCUAGUUUGUCGGAGAGCUACUAUGUGAUUGAUAAGAUGUUAUUUUGUUUCUUCUUCUAUUGUUAAUUGCUGUCACGUUCGAACUCGGUCACAAGUAUAGUAUCAACCUACGCAAGCUCGCCAGAACCUCUCACCAGUGAUCUUAUUUUUCAGCCAAAAGAGAGAGAAUCCCUAAUCCCAAAUACUACUUUUAGUAAGCAUUCAAGCACCAAACAUACAACCUUUCCAGCUUCCCCUUCCUCUGAGCUAGGUUCCGAACAGACUACAAGCGCGGACAUUCUAGUGGUAUCGGAAGACUCUAAACGUGACCCAGAAGAUUACGACGAUAACGACGGCGAAGACGAAACAAGUACAUGUGUAGUCGUUGAAUCGUUGAACAAUAAUAAUUGUACCGAAGUUGGUUCGUGCGUUAGUGUUGCUAGUAGUGAUACAUCCAGCAGUGGUGUGAGUAGCCGGAAGCGGGGUAAAUCUCCAUCGUCGCCUCUGAGGGAAGAAUUACCAUCAUCCCCGCCAACACCGGUGCCGUUCGCUUCAACGAAGCAACAAAAACAGAAAGAAACAUCCAAACGAGCAAACAAAUCGCUGAGUGCCGAGAUUGAACGACUUCUCCAGUACAAUCGCAACAUGGCUCCCACUACUACCAAGUUACCCGGACGACAGACAAACAAUUCACUUUCGUCGGUCACAGGACCGGUGAUUCUGCCAUUCGCCGAUACACCACCGAAAACAUCUAGCAGCAGUUCGACCAGCAAGAGCGGUGAUUCAAAUGCCGGUGGGGCUGGUACAGUGAAAGGCGCUGGCCGAAAGAAGAAGAACAAAGCCUCGCAAGUGUGAGUUUUUAUUGGCGUUAUCCUUGAAGUAGUUUUUUUAUUGUUAUUUUUUGCAUCUACUGUAUUUUACUAAAAUAUUACCCUCAAAUCGAAUGAAUUGU
Molecule: messenger RNA, 2865 nt
Organism: Topomyia yanbarensis
Lineage: Eukaryota; Metazoa; Arthropoda; Insecta; Diptera; Culicidae
Product: chromatin remodeling regulator CECR2-like
Exons: 2
Biological process (GO): regulation of DNA-templated transcription
Cellular component (GO): RSF complex
Source: RefSeq, a predicted model, not a curated record